Suillus subalutaceus is the source of this 1470-nucleotide messenger RNA. RefSeq lists its product as uncharacterized. The record is from RefSeq and is a predicted model, not a curated record. Bases 1 to 1470 code for a protein of 489 amino acids. Lineage: Eukaryota; Fungi; Basidiomycota; Agaricomycetes; Boletales; Suillaceae. Gene Ontology annotation, molecular function: 5'-flap endonuclease activity. The transcript has 9 exons.
AUGGACUGCAAAUUGACAGUCCUCAGAUUUGCAGUCCAGGCAAGGUGGCUGCUGGGUGCCGCCCAAUUUGGCAUACAGGUGCAUAUGCUUGAGCCUGCCGUGACGACGGUGCCGAUUGUGUCACUUGCCCUCUCAGAAUGCUACAUAGGACCUGCACCUCACUCUCCCUUCAUUGUGGGCGUCAACGCAAGAUGGUUCAAACAAUGUCAGCAAGGAAAAUGGCACCUAAAGCUCAUUUUCUGUUAUGACAGCAAUCAGCGGCCCAAGAUCAAAAGAGGCCAUCAUGUGUCUACAAAGGACCACUGGAUGGUGGAUCCUACUCAAUGGAUCCUCAACAUGUUCAACACGCAAUGGAUCACGGCUGCUGGAGAAGCUGAAGUGCAACUGGGGUUGAUGAACCAUGCGGGAGUCAUUGAUGCUGUCAUGACUGACAACAGUGAUGUGUUCGUGUUUGGUGCUCACAUGGUCCUUCAAAACUCAAUGUUUUCUACAGAUGCAACCAUCAAGCUGUACACCACCAGUUCCGUCCAGGAACUGGUGGAGCCUCGCCUUACUGGUGAUGUGUUUAAAACCAUUGCAAUUUGCUGCGGGGACGAUUACGAUAAGAAGGGCCUUCCAGGGUGUGAUUGUGAGACGGCUCUUGGCCUCAUUCGUUGCAUGGACACCACAACACUAUGUGAUGCUGUGUGUGGUGACAACUCACCUGAUCAGUCUCUGCAACACUGGCAGGAUGCUGCUUGGUACCACCUCAUGAGUGAUCCCACUGAUUUGUUUCCUGAUCCCAAUGUCAUAGAUUUGUAUGUGAAACCUGCUGUCACUCCACUCAUGGAACUGCCUGUUCUACGUUCUCUGGUGCCACCUGACCUUGCUCCACUGGCCCUGCUUAUCCACAACCUCCUUGGUUUGGAAGCAACAAAACUCGUUAGUGCAUUUUAUUCUGCUGUCUGGCCUGUGGUUGUGUUGCAUGAGGUCCUUGAGGACCCCAUCAAAAACUCCCCUUCUGCCCUUGCCUCAGGCUGCACGAGGGUAGUGUCUCACUGCCAUGCAAGGCAGCCAAAAAAGAUCCUCGCAGGUGUUGCAGGGCGUCACAAUGAUGUGCCCAUCAGUGAUCUUGUACGAGCAAUGCUCCAGCUGCUUCCAGCUGGAAGUUCCAAUGGUCCGGAUGAUAGGACUCCAUUGAACAAGUAUAUUCGAGUAUGGAUGGCUGACCAAAUCUACGACUGUUGGGUACAAACAAUGUUCCCUUCAUCUCCUUCUUCCUCCACUUCACGUCCAAAUAAUUUGAUUGACCUCACAGAUUACAUGAUGCCCUGUCCUCCGUCGUCUGCAACUAUCACUACCACUGCCAUCCCUGUUGCUACCUCGUCCUCUCUGGGUGUCACAGACCUCACAGGAGACGAAGAAGAGGGUGAUGUUGUUGAUCUUACAGGCGAAGGUGGAGACGCCGAAAUAAUUAAUCUUACUCUCUGA